This is a messenger RNA of Chanos chanos (milkfish), 1304 nucleotides long. RefSeq names its product malonyl CoA:ACP acyltransferase (mitochondrial) (gene mcat). The record is from RefSeq and is a predicted model, not a curated record. Bases 150 to 1304 code for a protein of 384 amino acids. Lineage: Eukaryota; Metazoa; Chordata; Actinopteri; Gonorynchiformes; Chanidae. The transcript has 4 exons. Gene Ontology annotation, molecular function: transferase activity.
CAUGCCACCUUCGUCAUUGUUAUUCGCACGUGAGGACCACCAUUAAGGCUGAUUUUCGGUAAACAUAAAGACUGUUUUCAAGCUGUUAGUUGUGCCAGAUCGGAGUGUUACUCUGAGUGUCUGAUCCGUGCUCACGGAAAACUUACAACAUGAGACUUCGCAGACUCCGUAAGUGCGUGCAGAUUGCGCCCCCGGUCUUGACCAGGGCAUUUUCCCAUUGCAGGACACUGUCAAGUAAUGUUCAGACUCCAUCCAACGUAGGGCAUCCCGUAUCUGACAGCACAGAGAACGAUAAGGGGACUGAUAGCAAGGAUGAGGAGCCGAGGCUUAGAAGAUCUCCAAACCAAGUGUCUGUUCUACUCUUUCCUGGUCAGGGCAGUCAAUUUGUGGGUAUGGGACGAGGACUUUUACAGUAUGGCAACGUGAAGGAGAUGUUCUCCGUUGCGCAGAAAAUUCUUGGAUAUGAUCUGCUCUCUCUGUGUUUAAACGGGCCCCAAGAGGACCUUAUGAAGACUGUUCAUUGCCAGCCUGCAGUGUUCGUCACAUCUUUGGCUGCUGUGGAGAGACUGAACCACGAAAAUCCGGCAGCAAUUGAAAAUUGUGUUGCUGCAGCUGGGUUCAGUGUUGGCGAGUUUGCUGCCUUGGUGUUUUCGGGUGCUAUGGAUUUUGCUGAAGCUCUCUAUGCGGUGAAAGUGAGAGCAGAAGCCAUGCAAAAAGCUUCUGAUCAGUCUGCAAGCGGGAUGUUGUCAGUAAUUGGAAGACCCCAGGCCAAUUAUAAACAAGCCUGUCAGCAAGCCAGAGAACAUUGCUUGUCUCUGGGUCUCCCGAAUCCUGUUUGCUCUGUUGCUAACUACCUCUUUCCUGAUGGGCGAGUCAUUGCCGGACAUAAGGAGGCGCUGGAUUUCCUCCAGCAGAACUCUAGACGGCUUCAAUUCCUUCGUACACGGCUGCUCCCAGUGAGCGGCGCGUUUCACACUUCGCUGAUGGAGGCAGCGGUGGAGCCUCUGGAGCAUGUCCUGAAGCAGAUUGAGGUGCGGCGGCCAGAAAUCGCAGUGCACUCAAAUGUGGAUGGAAAACGUUAUAUGCAUGAAAAACAUGUGCGACAGCUCCUUGCGAAGCAGCUGGUCUCUCCAGUAAAGUGGGAGCAAACACUGCAUGAAAUCUAUGAGAGAAGCCAGGGCAAGGACUUUCCUCACACUUAUGAGGUUGGUCCAGGGAAACAGCUGGGUACCACGUUACAGAAAUGCAACAAGAAGGCGUUCAAGAAAUAUACACAUAUUGAUGUGGUACUCUCAUGUGAAUGA